AUGGCGUUUCGACUUGUCUCGAUCGUGUGUUACGUGCGAGUGACAUCGGAAGUGCGCAUGAUAUAGUCGCUAUGUAUCAAAUGUCGAAGACGACAUCUACCGACUUAGUAAACAACUAAGUUUAGGUGUGCUCCUGAUAUUGACUACAUUCCAUACAUAAACAAUGGCGUUGUUUGAAGAUAGUUGGAAAAAAGCAACUGAGGCAUUAGAUAAUGAUGCUUGUAACAUAUGGUUUGAUAAAUUAAAAGAAGCUUAUUCAAAAGAGAAAAGAAUUUUUCAUAACUUAGAUACGCUUUGCGAGAAGUUGAAUCAUUAUUAUGAGAUAAAGAAUAAUUUGAGGAACCCGGAAGCUUUCCUUUUUGCAUUGUUUUUUCAAAACUUUGAGUAUGAUCCAAAAGUUGCAGAUGAAGAAAUUAAGAAUUUAGAACAUUUCAUUGUAUUUGCUGAAGAAGCUGGACUUACCAAGAAUUCAGUAUUAAGAGAAGAAACAUGUGCUUUACUUGAGAUUGCUGCCAAACAUAGUACAGAAGCUCAUAAAAUUGGAGGUGCAUUUGGUUGUGAAGAUAUUCAUUACUUUCUAGAUUUAGAUAUGGCUGUUUUAGGUUCUCUGCCUGAAAAUUAUGCAGAGUAUAAAGGAAAAAUUCGUAGAGAAUAUGCUUUUUUAAGUGAACCUAUGUACACUGCAUUGCGAUUAAAGGUGUUACAAAAUUUUGUACAAAUUCCCAAUAUUUUUGCAACAAAAGAGUUUCGAGAAAAAUUCGAAGCACAGGCACGAGAAAAUAUACAAGCUGAAAUAGAAUUAUUAUCUUAAACUUCUACAGAAAUCAAAAAAUAUGUUGUGUAUGCCAAACUUCAAUGUUGUGAACAUUUUAUGGUCCAGGUAUAUUUUCAAUCUAAUUUAAGAUAAAAAAAUAUCUUGGAAAAAAAUGUAGAAGUUUAAUUUUUAUUAAUAUUAACAUAUAUCUGUAAAUAGUACUUCUCUCAUGAUAUUGAAGUACACAAAAAAAAAUUUUAUUUAAACGAAAUCAAGUUUUUAAUCUCCUUAUUUUUAUGUUGCUCUGCAACUUCUCAUUAUAUUUAUUAAUAUUAUAUAAAAAUGUAUUGAAUUAAUUUGAAAGUAUUAUCUUAUUUUCUAAAUCAAUCUACUCAAUUUUUUACAUAUAAUUUGAUAUCCUUGAGCUAUAGAAAGUACCAAGAACAUAUAUUGUUCAAGCACAUAUGUGAAUGCUUUUAAUGUAAGCAUUAGCUUGAAAUAGUAGUCUAAGAGAUAAUAUGUUUAUGAUUUGAUUUAUAAUUUUAUUUAUAGUAUGAUGUGAGUUAUAAAAAUAUAUAAAAACUUGAUAUUUAUGUAUACAUUAUUUAAUAUAGUAAACAAAAAACUGAUAUUAUAUUAAUUAAUAUAUAAUUAAAAUGAAUCUGCUAUAACUUAAUUCCCAACUUACUAUUAUAAUAAAUGUUUACAAUAAAUGAUUGUAUCGAUUUUAAAAAUUGGGCUAUAACAUUAUAUCAUAAAAACUAUGCUAUUAAUUACUCAUAAACAUGAUUUAUAACUAAAAUAAGAUAGAAAAGUCUUUAAAUGUAAUUGUAAAUGUAAAUUGUGCUCAAAUUAUUGCUACAAUAAUAACCAAUUAUAAAAUA
Molecule: messenger RNA, 1638 nt
Organism: Vespula vulgaris
Lineage: Eukaryota; Metazoa; Arthropoda; Insecta; Hymenoptera; Vespidae
Exons: 5
Coding region: 164-811 (215 amino acids)
Source: RefSeq, a predicted model, not a curated record